UUGGUUGUUAUAGAACACACCAUCCAAUGGGCAAGGGACAAGUUUGAGAGUGCGUUUGCCCACAAGCCCACCAUCUAUAAUAUGUUUUGGCAGACCCACUCCUCUGCAGAAGCCGUGCUACAGAGGAUGCAGCAGAGGGAGACUCUGGAGGGGGCGUUCCAGGUUGUCAAGCUGCUGAGUCGACGGCCCAGCCAAUGGGAACACUGUAUCAUUCUGGCACGCCUCAAAUUCGACAAGUACUUCAAGAGAAAGGCUCUACAGCUGCUACACUCCUUUCCUCUGGACACUCGGUUAAAGGACGGCAGUUUAUUCUGGCAGUCACCUAAACGACCCCCGUCUCCCAUAGAGUUUGACCUGAAGGACUCACUGCACUUCAGUUUUGUCGUGAGCGCAGCUCGGCUUUAUGCUGAAAUCUACAACAUCCCCUACUCAGAGAAGGAUCUGUCGCAGGAAGCAGUGUCCAGGAUGUUGUCAGAGAUUACCGUCCCAGAGUACAGGCCAGCAGAGAAGCGUAUUGAGACUGAUGAGAAUGUGAAGAAGCCUGAUCAGAUGAAGCUGUCCGUAAGCAGCGAGGAGGAGAGAGAGGCCAUCGCCCAGUUAGAGGAGGCUAUCACUGCAGACCACGUUACACCAGAGAGGUUACGGAUGUCUCCCCGGAUGUUCGAGAAGGACGAUGACCUCAACGGCCACAUGGACUUCGUGGCGUCGGCCUCCUCCCUCAGGGCCAGGAUGUACUCCAUCGAGGUGGCCGACCGCCUCAAGACCAAACGCAUCGCCGGCAAGAUCAUCCCCGCCAUCGCCACGGCUACCGCCGCCGUCGCCGGGCUGGUGUCGUUGGAGCUGGUGAAGGUGGUGGGAGGGUACGGGUUUGAGUCGUACAACAACUGUUUCUUCAACCUGGCCAUUCCUGUCAUGGUCCUCACCGAGGCGGCACCUGUCAAGAGAACACAGAUCAGGGAAGACAUCUCUUUCUCUAUCUGGGACCGCUGGACUGUGUGGGGUCACCAACACUUCUCCCUCUCGGACUUCAUCAACGCAGUGCUG
Messenger RNA from Oncorhynchus gorbuscha (pink salmon), 1044 nucleotides. Its product is annotated as ubiquitin-like modifier-activating enzyme 6. The record is from RefSeq and is a predicted model, not a curated record. The transcript is spliced from 11 exons. Lineage: Eukaryota; Metazoa; Chordata; Actinopteri; Salmoniformes; Salmonidae. The annotation marks the transcript as partial. Gene Ontology annotation, molecular function: ubiquitin-like modifier activating enzyme activity.